This is a messenger RNA of Apaloderma vittatum (bar-tailed trogon), 1085 nucleotides long. RefSeq names its product ArfGAP with RhoGAP domain, ankyrin repeat and PH domain 1 (gene ARAP1). The transcript is spliced from 11 exons. Gene Ontology annotation, biological process: signal transduction. The record is from RefSeq and is a predicted model, not a curated record. NCBI's taxonomy places the organism in Eukaryota, Metazoa, Chordata, Aves, Trogoniformes, Trogonidae. Gene Ontology annotation, cellular component: trans-Golgi network; cytoplasmic vesicle; plasma membrane. The annotation marks the transcript as partial.
ACGCCCGCAGUGUCCGUCUGAAAGAAGGCGAGCACCAGGUCGACGACGUCGCCAACACCCUCAAACGCUUCUUCCGUGACCUCGGGGACGGACUUUUCACUGGACGGUGGGGCAAGGACUGGCUGCGGGCGACGGCGCUGGAGGAUGAGGAGGCGAAGAUUGAUGAGUACCGGAGGCUCUUGGACACCCUUCCCAUGGUGAACCGGGCCACCCUGAAGGCACUCAUCAACCACCUCUUUCGGGUCCAGCUUUUCUCUGGGGAGAACCAGAUGAACACACACAACCUGGCCAUCGUCUUCGGGCCCACGCUUUUCCAGACGGAUGGGAAGGACUACAAGGCAGGACGCGUGGUGGAGGACCUCAUCAACCACUACGUGAAGAUCUUUAACGUCAACGACCAAGAGAUGAAGAAGCAGCAGGAUGAGAUUAUGGCCAUCAUGAAGAUGCGGGAGGCAGCGUCUAGCGGGACGCAGCAAGCCGGGGACUUCAUCUGCACUGUCUACCUGGAGGAGAAGAAGACAGAGGCAGAGCAGCACGUCAAGAUCCCAGCCACAAUGACAGCUGAGGAGCUCACCUUCGAGAUCCUGGACCGGCGGAAAAUCUUCAUGAAGGAGAAGGACUAUUGGAGCUGCUUCGAAGUGAAUGAGAGGGAGGAGGCAGAAUUUCGGGAGGAGAGGAACCUGCUGGGACUCGGCCUGAGCACCGGCUUCCAUGACCGCUACUUCAUCCUCAACCACACCUGCCUGCGCCUCUACAAGGAAGUCAGGAGCCACAAGCCAGAGAAGGAGUGGCCUGUCAGGAAUCUGAAAGUCUACCUGGGCAUUAAGAAAAAACUUCGUCCACCAACGUGCUGGGGCUUCACCGUCUUCUAUGAAAACGAGAAGCAUGAGAAGCAGCAAUGGUACCUGUGCUGUGACACCCAGGCUGAUCUGCGGGAGUGGUUUGCCACCUUCCUCCACGUGCAGAACGGUGGGGCCCUGUGGCCCUCGGAGACCUCCAAGGUGCGGGCGUCGCGGUCGCAGCAGGACUCCAGGUUGGGUAACAUCUCCCUCAUCCCACUGCGGGGCAAUGAGAGUGAGAUGAGG